Talaromyces stipitatus ATCC 10500 is the source of this 1014-nucleotide messenger RNA. Its product is annotated as mitochondrial inner membrane nuclease Nuc1, putative. Gene Ontology annotation, cellular component: nucleus; mitochondrial inner membrane. The record is from RefSeq and is a predicted model, not a curated record. Lineage: Eukaryota; Fungi; Ascomycota; Eurotiomycetes; Eurotiales; Trichocomaceae. The transcript has a single exon. Bases 1 to 1014 code for a protein of 337 amino acids. Gene Ontology annotation, biological process: apoptotic DNA fragmentation. Gene Ontology annotation, molecular function: nucleic acid binding; RNA endonuclease activity; single-stranded DNA endonuclease activity.
AUGUCCAAAACAACUUUCGCCAUCAUUGCUGCUGCCGGCGCAGCUACCGGAGCAGGCGUGACAGCUCUUCUCUAUUCAACAAAACCCACCCGUCAACCGACUCCCUCUCCCACAGCUGCACUGCCAGUUCAAGCUCUCAACAACCCGACGACCCCUGUACCAAACCCCAUUCCUGCACCACCUGCCCUAGCGGCGAAGGCUAUCGCAGCGGUAGCCCCAGUCGACCCUUCUGGCCUACUACAAUAUGGCUUUCCAGGUCCUGUCAUCGACCCUCUCAACACACUUCCCCUGACAGGAGCCUAUGACCGACGAAUGCGAAACCCGUCGUGGGUAGCCGAACACAUUACUCCGUACUCACUUUCGCUUAAGAACGCAGAUCGCAAGCACAGUGUCUUUGUCGAAGAUACGACUAUUCCAGUGAUGUUUCGAGGGAAAUUGUCCGAUUACUUCCGCUCGGGCUACGAUCGAGGUCAUCAGGUGCCCGCCGCAGACGCAAAAUGGAGUCAGGACGCAAUGGACGCUACAUUUGCACUGAGCAACAUGUGCCCUCAAGUGGGUGAGGGAUUCAACCGCGAUUACUGGGCUCACUUCGAGGACUUCUGCCGCAAUCUCACCAAGACGUACCCUUCUGUCCGCAUCGUUACGGGACCUUUGUAUCUACCUCGCAAGGAAGCCGAUGGCAAGUACCGAGUGACUUAUGAAGUAAUUGGCGAACCACCAAAUAUCGCCGUCCCCACACAUUUCUACAAGGUUAUCUUUGCGGAGCACGGCACAAACCCCACUGAUAAAGUUGCCUUGGGAGCAUUUGUGCUCCCCAAUGCUCGGAUUCCGAAUACCCAACCACUGACGGACUUUGAGGUCCCCGUUGAGGCUGUUGAGCGUGCUAGUGGAUUGGAGUUUGCGACGAAAUUGGAUGUUUCUCGGCGUCGACGGUUGUGUCAGGAAGUUCGGUGUGAUAUUGUGGUGAGGGAGUUUAAUAACUCGCAGAAAUCGCUGCCGGUGCCUAAGCGAUGA